Molecule: messenger RNA, 438 nt
Organism: Adineta steineri
Lineage: Eukaryota; Metazoa; Rotifera; Eurotatoria; Adinetida; Adinetidae
Source: the annotation of a GenBank genome assembly
AUGAAUCAACAAGGAAAACCUGUUCGUAUUUCAACACAAGAUCGAUUGAUGUCAACAUCAUUUCGAUAUGAAAUGAAUAAAGGCAAACCUGAUAGUAGUGCUGCUCGAAUGCAAAAAGUUGCUGAAGGUGAAGAAGUGCAUCUCAAACAAUUGAAAGAACUCAACCAUAAUAAAAAUGCAAAAUUUACAACGAAUUGGGCUGAACAAUCAGCUUGGUCAAAUGUAGCAGCACGAGAAUCAGCAGCACAUAAACAACGUGAUCAAGAAUUAAUAUUACUUCGCAAAGCUCAUCUUACUGCACGCCAAGCAGCUCUGGCAACAUUACUUCAAAAUGAGGAAGUCAUAUAUGAACAAGAAUUUCGUAAUACUGGCAUGGCACUUUACAAAGAUAUGACUCAAGUCGAUCCUCAAUAUGGAGCACUUAAAUUAUUUCGAUGA